Molecule: messenger RNA, 912 nt
Organism: Mytilus californianus (California mussel)
Lineage: Eukaryota; Metazoa; Mollusca; Bivalvia; Mytilida; Mytilidae
Product: ankyrin repeat domain-containing protein 50-like
Exons: 2
Coding region: 1-912 (303 amino acids)
Cellular component (GO): cytoplasm
Molecular function (GO): protein binding
Source: RefSeq, a predicted model, not a curated record
AUGUUGUUAGAAAAAGUGGCAGAUUAUAAUAAAUGUGACAAAUGGGGUCAGUCACCUUUAAUGAUGGCUUGUAGAUAUGGUCAUACACAAAUCGUAAUGUUGUUGUUAAACGAAGGAGCAGAUUAUAAUACACGUAACAGGAGAAAUCAUUCACCUGUGAGUAUAGCUAGUAGAUUUGGGCAAACAGAAAUAGUAAAGAUGUUGUUAGACAAAGGAACAGAUUAUGGGAAAUGUGACAAUGGUGAUCAGACAAAUUUAAUUAUGGCUUGUACAAAUGGGCAUGCAGAAAUAGUAAGGUUGCUGUUAAACGAAGGAGCAGAUUAUAAUAAAUGUGACACUAAUAAUCAGACACCUUUAAUAAUGGCUUGUAGAAGUGGACAUUCAGAAAUAGUAAGGUUGUUGUUAGACAAAGGUGCAGAUUAUGAACAAUGUGACAGAUGUGGUUGUUCACCUGUAAGUGUGGCUUGUACAUAUGGUCAUUCCGAUAUAGUAAGGUUGUUGUUCGACAAAGGAGCAGAUUAUGAAAAAUGUGACAAAUAUGGUCAUACAGAAAUAGUAAGGAUGUUGUUAGACGAGGGAGCAGAUUGUAAUAGAUGUAACAGGGAGGAUCAGACACCUUUAAUCAUGGCUUGUACAUAUGGUCAUUCAGAAAUAGUAAGGUUGUUGUUAGACAAAGGAGCAGAUUGUGAAAAAUGGGACAAAUAUGGUCGUUCACCUGUAAGUAUUGCUUGUAUAGAUGGUCAUUCAGAUAUUUUAAGGUUGUUGUUAGACAAAGGAGCAGAUUAUACAAAAUGUGACAAAAAUGGUCUGUCAGCUGUAAGUAUGGCUUGUAAAUAUGGUAAUGCAGAAAUAGUAAUGUUGUUGUUAGACAAAGGAGCAGAUUAUAAGAAAUAUGACAAUCAUGUUUGGUAA